AAUACAAUGAAAUUUCUUACAGAAUUAAAACGUUUUCAGCCAAACAAUAGGUUAACAGUAGAAGAUAAAAAAAUUCAUGAACAAAAUAUUUCUAUAAUCCAUCGUCAACAAGUUCAAUGGUCAUUGGUCAGUGAAAAUCAUGCAUGUGGGAUCACUGUUGAAUAUCGCAGUCACGGAGCAAAUGAUCAGUAUAAAACAUCAUUUCAAAAACAAAAUGUUCCUAUCCAUAAAAAUGUUCUUCAUGGCCAAUUUGAAAGUCAAUGCAGUGGUCAAUUACUAAUUACUAUUGAUAAUAAAAAUGGUCCGACUUCUCAAAUUGUUUGGUAUCGAAUUAAAUCUAUUGGCUUAUCAACUUGUUAUUUAUUUCAUGGUAUAUUCAAUAUGCAAUUAGAUAAAUAUUAUCAAAAAACUUGUCAAAGUAUUUCUGAAAUUGAUUUUAGUAAAUUACUUGACCACGUAUUUAAUUUUAUCAAUAAACUUUUAAAUGGUGAUAUCAGUUUACGAGAUAUGACAGAAUUACAACCUAUUUUCAAAGAUAAAAAUAUUAAUAUUCAAGAAGAAGUAAAAAAGUUAUAUAUAAAUCGUUCAAAUGAACAAAAUAAUAAUCAAGCAAAUAUAUCAACUACUGAUCUGAUGCACAAUCAUCUUAAUGGUAUUAUGGAAUGUAUUGAAAAAUUCGAUCUUUUACCAUUAGAUAAUGAAGAAGCAAAAAUUGGUCAUUUAAAACGUUUGAGUGGUAAUCAUGGUCGACGUCGUUUUCAAGUACUACGAGAUAAUUUAACAGCACAAUUUCAAUUGCAAGAAUUAAAUAAUAUGAUAUUGAAUUCAUGGAUUAUAUCUUAUACAUUAAUUGAACCAUUUAUGUUUAAGACAAAGAAUUUCGAUGAUUUUGUUCUUCGUCUUUGCUCAAAUAACGAAUUUAGAAGAAAGCUCAUCGAAUUAUAUCAAAGGUAAGUUUCAGUCAUAAGUAGAGGUCUAAGUAGAUGCUUUAAUUGACGGCUAACAUUUUUUGAUGAUCAUUCCAAAAAUUUCCUUACUUGCGAGAAAGUUUAGGAUAGAAAAUAGAAAAAUGAUAAUAGAGAACGUCCCAGGAAAAGUCUUAUAAUUGUGGAAUAGAGCUAGCUAGAAAUUCUGGCCUUGUAUAGCCCUUUCAGGCCUAUAGCUCAACCAAUGGAUGAAAUCCCUCUGAGACUUUAUAUUUAAUAUGGGCAGUGUGUAUGUUGUGGACAGUUUCAUCAAAACUGUAAAAAAAUAUCACUGAAGUCAUUUUCGACCCAUGCCCGUACCUCCUACGGGGAUGGUGAAGAAGUAAUUUGAUCAUCGCCGUAGGGGGUACGGGUGUGAGUGAAAAUUCGAUUGAGAGCAUCGCAAAAUCAACCUUUGGCAUAUCAUUAGGAGUUAUUCCUAACUUGAUUUCAACGCGUAAAACCGAAAUAUUUUGGGUUUCGUAAAUGGGUAUUAUCUGCCCUCUUUCUAGAGGCAGUGCUCCCAAAAACUACCAGGCGUACUAACUGAUCUCAUUCGAGCUAUAAUUCUCCUAUAGAUGUAUUCAACGAAGUCUCUUCUAUGUCAGAGAGGAGACCGCAUCUUGAUAUCUUUUUGCGCUCACGAUUUAUUCAAAGAUUACGAAACUUGAAAAAACCGUACAAUAUUUUGUACGGUGGAUCUGAAAGAGAUAGAUCGAAAAACAAAAAUAUUGUCUAUCGAGUAAUCCGAGAGAAAAUAGCUUCAGAAUACCAUUUUGGAAAAUCUCUACUAAGAAAUCAUCUGAUUGAUCAACU
This is a messenger RNA of Didymodactylos carnosus, 1781 nucleotides long. The record is from the annotation of a GenBank genome assembly. NCBI's taxonomy places the organism in Eukaryota, Metazoa, Rotifera, Eurotatoria, Philodinida, Philodinidae.